Molecule: messenger RNA, 3292 nt
Organism: Engraulis encrasicolus (European anchovy)
Lineage: Eukaryota; Metazoa; Chordata; Actinopteri; Clupeiformes; Engraulidae
Product: tripartite motif-containing protein 5-like
Exons: 12
Coding region: 173-2965 (930 amino acids)
Biological process (GO): protein ubiquitination
Cellular component (GO): cytoplasm
Molecular function (GO): ubiquitin protein ligase activity; zinc ion binding; protein binding
Source: RefSeq, a predicted model, not a curated record
UCUAUUUUGACCACGUGUAUUUUAGAGGUGUUUGAUAGCUGGAGAUAGACAGUACAGACAUUCAAUGCUCAUAUGAAAAUUAUGGGGUUCAAGGUUCAGGUUCAGGCCCUGUAAUGUCGACAGCGGUGAACAGGAAAGAUACAACAACUGAAGCGGUAAACUUUUCAACAAAAUGGCUUCAAGUUCCUUCUCAGAGGAGGAUUUGUCCUGUCCUGUGUGCUAUGAAAUCUUCAAGGAUCCCGUUCUUCUGACAUGUAGUCACAGCAUCUGUAAAGGCUGCCUGAAGACAUUCUGGGAAACUAAAGGAUCAAGGGAAUGUCCGGUCUGCAGAAGAAGAUCUUCAAAACAUGAGCCACCGUGUAACCUUGUUCUGAAGAACCUGUGUGAGAGUUUUGUAAAAGACGGCAGACAGAAAGGACUACUCUGCAGUUUACAUCUUUCGAAACUCAAGCUUUACUGUGAAAAUGACAAGCAGCUUGUGUGUGUGGUGUGUCGAGAUGCGAAACUCCACAAAAACCACAACUUCAGUCCCAUUUGUGAAGCAGCACAGGAGGCUAAGGAGACACUGAAGACCACUCUGAAGCCCUUACAGGACAAACUGAAGAGAUUUAAUUAUGUCAAACUCUCCUGUGAUAAGACUGCAGAACACAUAAAGGUCCAGAUUCAACAGACAGAGAAGCAGAUCAAGCAGGAGUUUGAGAAGCUUCACCAGUUUCUACGAGAUGAAGAGGCAGCCAGGAUAGCUGCACUGAGGGAGGAAGAGGAGCAGAAGACUCAGAUGAUGAAGGAGAAGAUUGAGGACAUGAGCAGAGACAUCUCCUCUCUUUCAGACACAAUCCAGGCCAUAGAGGAAGAGAUGAAAACUGAUGAUGUCACAUUCCUGCAGAACUACAAUGCCAUUGUGAAAAGAGCCCAGUGCACACUGCAGGAUCCAGAGAGGCUUUCAGGAGCUCUGAUCAAUGUGGCAAAGCACCUGGGCAACCUGAAGUUCAGAGUCUGGGAGAAGAUGAAGGACUUGGUGAAAUAUUCUCCUGUGAUUCUGGAUCCCAACACUGCAAACCCACAUCUCAUCCUGUCUGAGGACCUGACCAGUCUGACAUACAGCAGUCAGACACAGCAGCUUCCUGACAACCCAGAGAGAUUUGAUUACUAUGCCUGUGUGCUGGGCUCUGAGGGCUUUAACUCUGGGACUCACUGCUGGGAUGUGGAGGUUGAUGACAGUGUUAACUGGUAUCUGGGGCUGAAGACAGAGAGUGCCAAUAGGAGUGGAGAGGAUUCCCUCCUGUCAGGAUUCUGGUGCAUUAGAUAUUGGGGUGGUAGAUAUGGAGCUGACCAUCCAGGCAUAUCAGGCUCCAUUCCCCUCACAGUGGAGCAGGAGCCCCAGAGGAUCAGAGUGCAGCUGGACUGGGACAGAGGAAAGCUGACAUUCACUAACCCUGAUAAUAACACACACCUACACACUUUCACACACACUUUCACCGAGAAGAUGUUUCCAUGUUUUCGUGCCUAUAUUUGUUCUCUGAAGAUUGUGCCAGUGAAGCCUGCAGUGAUGGUGGAGCAGCUCAGUAUGGCUUCAAGUUCCUUCUCAGAAGAGGAUUUGUCCUGCCCUGUGUGCCGUGAAAUCUUCAAGGAUCCUGUAUUCCUGACAUGUAGUCACAGCAUCUGUAAAGGCUGCCUGAAGACAUUCUGGGAAACUAAAGGAUCAAGGGAAUGUCCGGUCUGCAGAAGAAGAUCUUCAAAAGUUGAGCCACCGUGUAACCUUCAUCUGAAGAACCUGUGUGAGAGUUUUUCAAAGGAGAAAAGUCAGAAGAAACCACUCUGCAGUCUGCAUCAGUCAGAACUGAAGCUCUACUGUGAGGAUGACAAGCAGCUUGCGUGUUUAGUGUGUCAAGCCUCGAAACUCCACAAAAAACACAACUUCAGUCCCAUUGAUGAGGCAGCACAGGAGCGCAAGGAGACACUGAAGACCACUCUGAAACCGUUUCAGGACAAACUGAAGAGAUUUACUAUUGUCAAACUCACCUGUGAUAAAACUGCACAACACAUAAAGGUCCAGACACAACAGACAGAGAAGCAGAUCAAGCAGGAGUUUAAAAAGCUUCAUCAGUUUCUACGAGAUGAAGAGGCAGCCAGGAUAGCUGCACUGAGGAAGGAAGAGGAGCAGAAGAGUCAGAUGAUGAAGGAGAAGAUUGAGAAGAUGAGCAGAGACAUCUCAUCUCUCUCGGACACAAUCAGAGCCAUAGAAGAGAAGAUGAAAACUGAUGAUUUCACAUUCCUGCAGAACUACAAUGCCACUGUGAAAAGAGUCCAGUGUACACUGCAGGAUCCAGAGAAGCUUCCAGGAGCUCUGAUCAAUGUGGCAAAGCACCUGGGCAACCUGAAGUUCAGAGUCUGGGAGAAGAUGAAGGCCUUGGUUCAAUAUUCUCCUGUGAUUCUGGAUCCCAACACUGCAUUCCCACAACUCAUCCUGUCUGAAGACCUGACCAGUGUGACAUACAGCCAUCAGAGACAGCAGCUUCCUGAUAAUCCAGAGAGAUUUGAUUACACCAUGUGUGCGCUGGGCUCUGAGGGCUUUAACUCUGGGACUCACUGCUGGGAUGUGGAGGUUGAUAACAGUGAUGAGUGGUGUCUGGGGCUGCUGACAGAGAGUGCCAGUAGGAGUGGAGGGGGUUCCCUCUGGUCAGGAUUCUGGUGCAUUAGAUAUUGGGAUGGUGAAUAUGGAGCUGCCCAUCCAGGCAGAUCAGGCGUAAUUCCCCUCACAGUGGAGCAGGAGCCCCAGAGGAUCAGAGUGCAGCUGGACUGGGACAGAGGGAAGCUGACAUUCACUAACCCUGAUAAUAACACACACCUACACACUUUCACACACACUUUCACUGAGAGAAUGUUUCCAUGUUUUUAUGCCUGUUCUGGUUCUUUGAAGAUUGUGCCAGUGAAGCCUGCAGUGAUGGUGGAGCAGCUCAGUUAGACAUCAGACACAGUGCAGAUCUUGCAGCAGGAACACACUGAACACUCAAUAGAAUAAUGCCAAUUGAUAAUAAUUGAUAAUAAUUGAUAAUACUGAUAAUUGAUGCGUGAACACUGUCAUGCUAUCAUGUUGUGUGGUGUGUAAUGACACACCUGCACACACUCUUUCAGUGGGAGAAUGUUUCCAUGCAUUUAUACCUGCAUGUGUUAUCUGAAGAUUGUGCCAGUGCAGCCUGCAGUGAUGGUGGAGCAGCUCAGUUAGACAUCAGACACAGUGCAGAUCCUGCAGCAGGAACACACUGAACACUCAAUGAAAUAACUGCUAAUA